Messenger RNA from Daphnia magna, 1787 nucleotides. RefSeq names its product bestrophin-2. Gene Ontology annotation, molecular function: chloride channel activity. NCBI's taxonomy places the organism in Eukaryota, Metazoa, Arthropoda, Branchiopoda, Diplostraca, Daphniidae. The transcript is spliced from 13 exons. The record is from RefSeq and is a predicted model, not a curated record. Bases 186 to 1448 code for a protein of 420 amino acids.
ACCCACCCCUUAUGGUUUAAAUGGAAACCUGUUUACGAAAGAAAGAGCAACGCCUGGUGGAAGGGAGGCGGGCAGCGCCAAUUGAUUGGCCCGAACAAUUUCGUAUCCAGACGUUCACCGUGUUACCAACCUGAAAGUUGAGCAGAUUUACUUCCCGUAACGUCUGAUAACUCUAUCACCGCCAAAUGAAUCUCAAGAAGACGCCGGGAUUGGAUUUGAAAAAAAGUUUUCUGACUCUCCUUUUCAAAUGGCGCGGCUCAUUGUACAAGUUGUGUUACAGAGAACUCGUCUGUUUUCUGGUUCUCUUCUGCGCCAUCAGCCUUAUUUAUCGUCAGGCGCUCGAUGGUGAUCAGAAAAGUUUUUUUGAAAAGAUAGUGCGCUAUUGUGAAAAAUAUUUGAACAUGGUUCCCCUCUCUUUCAUUUUGGGAUUCUAUGUCACCACCGUAGCAACUAGGUGGUGGCAGCAGUGUUUGGCAUUACCUUGGCCCGACAGAAUAAUGCUUUCCAUUGCCAUGUAUAUUCCCGGCUGCGAUAACGAAUCAAAACUAUUGCGGAAAACACUUCUACAGUACUGUAAUCUUAUGGCUGUCCUCGUUUUCCGCACCAUUUCGGAAGCGGUCAAGUUUCGUUUGAACACUCUGGAGGACGUUGUCAAUGCAGGUUUUAUGACGAAAGCAGAAAUGGAGUGUUUCAAGGCAGUCAAAGCCGAUUGCAACUUGUUUUGGUUGCCUGGCCUUUGGUUUUGCCAUCGACUUCGAGAGGCUCAAGUCCAAGGGCGCGUCAUUGAUCCAUUCGGUGCUCAGCUCAUCAUGAGGGAACUUCUGGAAUUCCGUUCCAGAUGUGGCCUUUUAUGGGUUUAUGACUGGGUUACCAUUCCCCUAGUGUAUACUCAGGUGGUAACCUUGUCUACGUAUUCGUUCGUCUUUGCUUGUCUAAUCGGACGGCAAAAUAUCGACAAUGGCAACAAAGAUAUUCCGAUCGAUGUUUACUUCCCAGUCUGGACCGUUUUGCAAAUUCUGUUUUAUUUGGGACUGCUCAAGGUCGCCGAGAACAUGAUCCAUCCGCUUGGUGAAGACGACGAAGAUUUCAAUUUGAGUUUUCUUCUGAAUCGUAAUGUGAAGGUUAUCAACGUAGGAACGCACGCGUUUACCAGUGACAUGUGCCCUCCCAUGGAAGGUGAUCAUCUCCAAACAGAUCAACCUGGUAUCCACACUCCUCAUACCAGUCACAAGACAUCACAUCAAUUGAAGAAUCGAAUAUUCAAACCGAAAUUGCCAGGACUGUAUACAGCGAACAAGGAAAAGGCAGAACUAAAUAACAAAAAACCUGAACAAACCAUCCCAACCAUUUCGAUGGGCGUGCUGAAUGCUUCAUCUUAUUCUUUAGACCUGGCACUACUACCGGGCGAACCCAAUUACCAAGGAAAAGCGUUUUCGUGGAAUUUAUGACGCUCAAUGCGAAAACUCUGGCUCAAAAAUCAAAACUUUCUCAAAUACUUUUUAAUAUGCCAUUUUCGUACAAUUGUAAAAGACCCUGAAAUUAGAAUGUCCUAGACUGAAAAAAACAAAACAGGUUUUCCGGGUUCCGGGGAUUCCCAGCCAAGAGUGAAAGUAUGUUUCCUUAUAUCACGUAACUUCAAGACAUAGCAACACUCUGGUUUAUGUACAGACGGUAAGGUUAUCGUGUUUUUUCUCUUCACUUUUACGUAGUGUCUGUGUUUCCAGGUCGAUUUCGUAUUUCAAUUCGUGUAUGCUGUACAGCAGAGCAAUAGAGAAAACUGGAACCUG